Molecule: messenger RNA, 1718 nt
Organism: Neltuma alba
Lineage: Eukaryota; Viridiplantae; Streptophyta; Magnoliopsida; Fabales; Fabaceae
Exons: 8
Coding region: 923-1636 (237 amino acids)
Source: RefSeq, a predicted model, not a curated record
UUCUCUCAACUCUCAUUCUUCUCGCUCACGCUUUCUACUUCCGUCUCUUCUUGUUUUCUCAAUCUGCUGUUAUAGAUAAUAGCAAAAACGUUCUCAAUACGCAAACGUGAGGCGAUGAUUAUUCUGAUUCAAACUUUGCUCUUGGUUUCUUUUGCCUGAAUAUAGAUCGAUUUAUUCUGAAUGAGGGCAAAGAUAAUCUGCUUCCUCCUGACUGCCGAGUUCACAGUCUCCAAAAACUUACAAGAGAUAAUAAGUGGCUGACGCCACUGGCGUGAACCUCACUAGAAUACUGGCCUUUCAAGAACAAGCCAUCAAUAUUGAAGGAUCACCCUUCUCCAACUCUUGAAUACAAAUAAUCCAAGCACUUGCGAGAUAUUCCUCAGAGACCCAGAAGAUAUUAGCUCUUCCUUAUCUCAUAGACGACUUCUCAUUAAAUUGCUAUAUUGGGGUAGCAGUAAUAUUCUUUUCCUUGCCCUUGAAGACGCUGCAGGUUUUUGGAGUUACUUAGACGGCUCUAUUUCAUUAGACGAUAAGGAGAAGGACCUGAUUACCACUGCUUAAGUGCAGCUAGGCACAUUUCGGGUUCCCUCUCGAUUCUCCUUUUCAGGACUUCUGAUUCUGGGGUACAGGCCAAGAGAGAGGAAAAGAGGAAAAACGUAGAGAUUGAAAGUAAUUUCUUUAUUCAACUAGCUCAACAUAGUACACGUUAAAUCUAAUGAGAAGUCGUCUUUGAGAUAGAUCUAAUACCUCAAUGGCAGAGCAGGAGAGCUGCAUUUACAGCAGUACCCUCAUCAAUGCCUUCCGUGCUGCAUUCAAGUUUUCACACCUUACUGUUGGUCUACAAUAGCACUUUGAUUGACUGAUUGAGGGGACUGAAAUUUCAGAAGCUAUCAUAUCGGUGGCUGCAUUAUAUGCAUGCAUAAUGCCGAACUACCAAAGAAAGAGGAAGAGAUCUCACAGUUGGCCUCUAUCAUUCGGCGAAGAUCACCCAUCAAGCUUCUUUCCUACGGACGAGAUGAGCUCUUCAACCACUUCAGCAAUCAAAGCACACUGGGAGCAACGUCACGUAGCCCAGUUGAUGGAGUCGAUACAUGAAAUCAUCACAGGGGAUGGAGGUGUAUGGAAAAACCCUGGCUUCAAGACAAUAUCAGAUAAGCUCAAUGAAAGAUGUGAGAGCUAUUUUUCUCCUAAGCAAGUGGAGUACAAGCUGAGGCACCUAAAGGACCAGUAUGCAGAACAUCGUGAAGAGCCCCAAUAUUUUAUCAAGCUAUUCGGCUUUGAUACCGGAAGACUCUGUCUUGAUGUACUGCCAGUGGUGUGCUGUAAAUCCAUCUCCUCUACUUGUGAUCAACAAGUACUUCCUCGGAUGAGGGAUGCCCUAGCUUCCAUGGUUGAACUUUCUAGAAGACUGUCUAGCUUGGAGCUAGAUAAGACGCAUCCUCAUCUUUUUGCUUUUGCAGCAUCCCAUCUUGAUGAGCCUGAAUUCCAACUCCAAUUGUCAAUGGUCGUUAACAACAAAGAUAUUACAUGUGACUUUCUUAGGCGUCGGAUGAGGAGGGCUGAUGGAAGACUUGUUGAUGAUCAUGUUACGAGGGGUUCCGGUGUUGAUUCCCAGGGGAAGUUGCCCGAGGCUUGAGUUUCACUUUCCACUUUGUAUAGCCUCCUUUUUGUUGAGAUUACAGAAUAUGUUGUUAGUCAUUCUAUGUUUCUUUAACUAC